This is a messenger RNA of Nannospalax galili (Upper Galilee mountains blind mole rat), 710 nucleotides long. RefSeq names its product adenylate kinase isoenzyme 1. The coding region runs from base 192 to 710 and encodes 172 amino acids. Gene Ontology annotation, molecular function: AMP kinase activity; ATP binding. The transcript is spliced from 4 exons. Gene Ontology annotation, biological process: nucleoside triphosphate biosynthetic process. Lineage: Eukaryota; Metazoa; Chordata; Mammalia; Rodentia; Spalacidae. Gene Ontology annotation, cellular component: cytosol; cytoplasm. The record is from RefSeq and is a predicted model, not a curated record.
GCAGAGAAGACAGUCUUGGAAAAUGGAAAUUAUUACGGGUGGUAGCGAGCUCCGGAGUGCUGGGGGGCGGGGCGAAGAGGCCUCGAAGGAUGCCUAGGAGUUGGCCAAGCAAAGGGACAGGGGUCCAGUGUGAGGACUUGGCCGAAUACACACCCCUCUCACAACCUGUUUCUUCAGGGUAGAACAGGGUGAUGGAGUCACUGGGCUGCUUCAGCGAGGUCUGUGCGAAUGGCCCAGAUGCACCCAGAUUCUCCCACACUCCUAAUUGUGUGUCCCAAAGACACACACUAACUCCUCCCAUUUUUCUCUCUUCCCCUAAAUCCCCCCUUAUCAUCUUCGUGGUGGGCGGCCCUGGCUGCGGGAAAGGGACCCGGUGUAGGAAUAUGGCCACCAAGUAUGGCUUCUGCCAUGUGGGGCUGGGCCAGCUGCUGUGGCAAGAGGCUCAAAGAAGCACCCAGCGGGGCUGGCAGAUACGAGACAUCAUGCGGCAGGGGCUCCUGGUGCCCACGGAUCUCAUCCUGGAUAUGGUAAGCAACAAUUUACUGUCCUGCCCAGAGACCCGUGGCUUCCUUAUUGAUGGCUUCCCCCGAGAGCUGGAACAGGCCAAAGAGUUUGAGCAGAUUGUAAGUGCACCUGUGUCCUGCAAUGCCCUCAGAGGACAGAAGAGGCUGUCAGGGUCCAAAGCUGCAGGCAUCCAGGGCUUACCUUGA